AUGUUACAAAACAAGUGCGAAAAAGAUAAUAAUGCAACCGAGGACUCUCUAGGUGAGUCCGACCAGGAUGAUAACGCCACCCUUUUUGGAUCAAAUGGAGACGCUCAAGCUCCUGCAGUAGCAAAUUUUAACGUAAGGCAAGGCACGCUUGAUGGUCAGACCCUUGUAAAUGGUGAGCAAGGAAUUAGGACUGAGAAUAAUAUCUCAGUAUUGAACGGAAACUCUGCGCAAGCAACGGAUUUGGCGAGGUCUCAAUUAUCGCAACUACAAUACAACGAGAAUAGGAUAUCGUUAGACCGCUCUAUCAAUACUGCAUCAAGUAUUUUGAGUAACCUACAAAGAGAGAAUAGCGAGCGUCCCAUAUACUACCCAACCAAUAUACAGGAUGAGACGUUAGACUCUAAGUUGAACUCAAAAAGCUCUAAGCUUGCUCUCAUCAGACAUAACUCAGUGGGGAACUCUCAGCAUUUAUUGACGGAGCCUAGAGGCUCUUCGGAAACGUCCAAUUUCGAGCUAUUGAAAAUCAAUCUAAAAAUAGGACCAGGCUCCGAAAACUUACUUCAAACUCUGGACAAAGCUGCACUCUCUCAGCUUUUGAACGAGAAGUUCUCGCAUAUAAAAAGACAUUUGAGAUCUUUAAGAGACAGAAUUGAUGACACUUCCUCGAAGGUUCUGGUAACCGGGGAUUUGAACUCUGGAAAGUCUGCAUUUUGUAAUGCUCUUUUGAGAAGGAAAGUGAUGCCCGAGGACCAACAGCCAUGCACAAAUGUAUUUUGUGAAAUAAUCGAUGCACGCGAUAACAACAACGGCAUCGAAGAAGUUCACGCGGUUCCUAUUGGAUCCGUGUAUCUGAAGAACGAUGAGCGAACAUAUAAAAUAUUUCCUCUAGAAGAGCUAGAACAUCUGGUUUAUCAAAGUGAACACUACUCGCUUCUGAUAGUGUAUGUGACAGAUAACCGGCCUUCGAAUCAGUCGCUUCUCAAAAAUGGAGUCAUUGAUAUCAAGCUCAUAGAUGCACCAGGGCUCAAUUUGGAUUCAUAUCAUACUACGCAAGUAUUUUCCAGGCAAGAGGAAAUUGACUUGGUUGUUUUUGUGGUCAAUGCCGAAAACCACUUCACGCUGUCUGGCAGAGAAUUCAUCUCAAGUGCAACGAAUGACAAAAACCUAAUUUUCAUCGUUGUCAACAAGUUUGACAACAUCAGAGACCAAGACAAGUGCAAACGCAAGGUGAUGGACCAGGUUCACAGUUUGUCUCCAGAAACAUAUAAAAAUUCAAGUAAUUUCGUGCAUUUCGUUUCCUCCAAGGAAAUGAUCAAUCAGAAUCCUGGUGGCGACGGCCCAGACGGUAAUCCUGAUGAAGGUGAUGGCCCUCGUUCUCCCGAUUUUGACCAUCUGGAAGCCUCCUUACGGAAGUUCCUUGUCGAAAAAAGAUCUCUGUCUAAGCUUCUUCCUGCGAAGAACUACCUCGUUAAGCUAUAUUCUGAUCUCAUUGAAUUAUCUCAGAUCAACGAAAAGCUAUACAAUGAAAGCAUGGUAGAGGCAGAGAAUGAGCUAAAGAAACUCGGACCUCAAUACGAUGAUAUUCUUCAGUCGUCAGCUAAAACAAACGAAAAGAUAUCAAGGCUAAUCGAGUCUGUGUCUUCUGAAGUUUACGCAAAUUCGCGCGAUCAAAUCAAUCGAAUCAUCAACGAAGUGGAUCAUUUGAGCCUUGGCAUCAGGUUUGAAGGAUAUUCCAAUAUCACUGAAUUUGCUCGACAGGUUCAGGAAAGAAUCAUAGGGAAGAUACUGGAGGUCGUUAGCUCUGUUGAGGAACAUGCUCGUCACGAGACCAGUUCUGCUAUCGAUGAAAUCAAAAGGCUAGGAGUCCAGGUCCUUGGAGAAGGCAGUCUACCUAACACGAAAUUUAUCCCAAGUUCGAUGUACUCGAAGAAAAGAGACAACUUGCAGCGGCAUAUUGAGAAUGAAGUUUCCUUGUUUGAUUUUGUUGACCCAAAUUUCGAAAGUUUUUGCAAGAUCUGUGGUAUCACUAUUCCUGAUUCUAGAACGAACCUACUGAUAGGUCUGACUGCCAAUAAACUCUGGGCGGGUGGCUUAUCGAGUAUGGCUAUUUUAUAUGGACCUCGGGUUAUCUCGACUGUCACGGGAAUUGCUUCCAUAUCCAGCUACAUCCCACGAUUCGUCGUUACCAAGGUCGUCCCAGGCACCUUAAUCGGUGUAGCAAUUGGACUGCCGCUUUACUAUCUCUAUAAAGAUGCUCCUCACGCGUACCAAAGAAACGUUGUGAAGAAAAUUAAAAAGAAAAUCGAGCAUGAAGAUUACCAACAUUUGAACUCGCUGCGUAUAUCGAAGGAGGUGCGCAAAGUCUUGAACUAUCCUGCAAAAGACAUCUCAAACGCGUUUGCAACUACAAUUGAGAAGCAGUCGUCAAGACGUUCGAAAAUCUUGAGCGAUCUGAAAACCAGUGAGAUCAGUUUAUCUUUCUAUCGGGAAUUGACGAAGCAGGUAAAAGAACAAUAUCAAAUUGUGCAGUCUUUUGAUUUGGAAUCUGUUCAUACGGUUAACUAG
Messenger RNA from Ogataea haglerorum, 2565 nucleotides. RefSeq lists its product as uncharacterized. The record is from RefSeq and is a predicted model, not a curated record. Bases 1 to 2565 code for a protein of 854 amino acids. The transcript has a single exon. Gene Ontology annotation, biological process: mitochondrial fusion. Lineage: Eukaryota; Fungi; Ascomycota; Pichiomycetes; Pichiales; Pichiaceae. Gene Ontology annotation, molecular function: GTPase activity; GTP binding. Gene Ontology annotation, cellular component: mitochondrial outer membrane.